UCCAUCUGAGAGUCCAGCAAUCUUGGGAUGUAUAGCUGCAUCUGGCCUGCUGAGAAAGGCUGCAUCUCUGGCUUUUACAAAACAUAAGAGAUCAACUCUCACAAGUGACAUUAUCGAAUGUUUAGGAGAGAGUUUGGAGGAUAUCUGCCCUGUAUCUUAAAUCUGCACAACUCAUGGCUGCCUUCUACUUCAUCUCGUUGUCUGUGAGAAACUUGAAAAGCUGCUCAUGUUUUCUCAAUAAUAAAAACCUGAAUCUUGUAAUUACCUAAAUAGAAGUUACUACUCAAUACUCAAGACCCAUUCAUUGCCACUCUCUGUAUAACUUCUUUAGGUUCGUGUUUGAGAUUGUAAACCAGACUGAAAAUUUCGAGAUUUACUUGAGAUACAAGGAUCAAGAGAAGGUGGUUUUUGGAUUUUAGAGAGAUGGCUUAUUUAGGACGAAUACAGUUAAAACAGGAAGAAACAGACGCUGGCUAUA
Messenger RNA from Brassica oleracea var. oleracea, 478 nucleotides. Its product is annotated as ATP-dependent (S)-NAD(P)H-hydrate dehydratase-like. The record is from RefSeq and is a predicted model, not a curated record. Gene Ontology annotation, biological process: metabolite repair. Gene Ontology annotation, molecular function: ATP-dependent NAD(P)H-hydrate dehydratase activity. Lineage: Eukaryota; Viridiplantae; Streptophyta; Magnoliopsida; Brassicales; Brassicaceae.